Myiozetetes cayanensis is the source of this 4021-nucleotide messenger RNA. RefSeq names its product carnosine N-methyltransferase 1 (gene CARNMT1). Gene Ontology annotation, molecular function: S-adenosylmethionine-dependent methyltransferase activity. The record is from RefSeq and is a predicted model, not a curated record. The coding region runs from base 1 to 1299 and encodes 432 amino acids. The transcript is spliced from 8 exons. Lineage: Eukaryota; Metazoa; Chordata; Aves; Passeriformes; Tyrannidae.
AUGUCGGCCACGUGCGCCGCGUGCCGGAAAGCGCGGUCGGCGCCGCUCCGGGCCCGGGGGGAGCCGCCCGCCAAGGCGAUGCGCAGGGCCCUGCGGGGCGGCCGCGACCGGCACCGGGAGCCGCGGCCCUGGCCGGGAGACAGCGCCGAGCCCGACGGGGAGCAGGCGGCCCCGCUCGGGGACGAGCGGCGGAGGCGGCGGCCGCUGGAGCCGAGGGCGCUGGCGGCCAGGGAGGAGGAGGAGGAACGUCUGGAACGGGAGCAUUUCCGGAGGAUCAUCAACGCCUUCCGAUACUACGGAACGAAUAUGCAUGAACGAGUGAACAGAACAGAGAGGCAGUUUAAGUCUCUGCCAGCUAACCAACAGAGUCUUCUUCCGCAAUUUCUUCCUCACCUUGACAAGAUUCGGAAGUGCAUUGAUCAUAAUCAAGAGAUACUACAGACCAUUGUGAAUGACUGCGUUCACAUGUUUGAAAAUAAAGAAUAUGGAGAAGACGGAAGCGGGAAGAUUACACCAGCUUCAACAUUUGACAUGGAUAAAUUAAAGUCCACAUUGAAACAAUUUGUGAGAGACUGGAGUGAAGAGGGAAAGUCUGAGAGAGAUUCCUGCUACCAGCCAAUCAUUAGUGAAAUUGUAAAGAACUUUCCAAAAGACAGAUGGGAUUUCUCCAAAGUUAAUAUCCUGGUACCUGGUGCUGGGCUAGGUAGAUUGGCGUGGGAAAUAGCUAUGCUCGGUUAUGCUUGCCAAGGAAAUGAAUGGAGCCUCUUUAUGCUCUUUUCUUCUAACUUUGUACUCAACAGAUGCUCUGAAAUUAACUCAUGUAAGCUUUAUCCCUGGAUUCAUCAAUUUAGCAAUAACAGAAGAUCUGCCGAUCAGAUACGGCCAAUUUAUUUCCCAGAUGUCGAUCCUCACAGUCUUCCUUCUGGUUCAAACUUCUCUAUGACAGCAGGGGAUUUUCAGGAAAUUUAUUCUGAGUGCAAUACAUGGGACUGUGUAGCAACAUGCUUUUUCAUAGAUACAGCACAUAAUGUUAUUGAUUACAUUGAUACUAUUUGGAAAAUCCUAAAGCCUGGAGGAAUAUGGAUAAAUGUAGGUCCUCUCCUUUACCAUUUUGAAAACUUGGGAAAUGAACUUUCUAUAGAGUUAAGCUAUGAGGAUAUAAAAAAUGUUAUCCUACAAUAUGGAUUCCAUAUAGAGGUGGAGAAAGAAUCUGUACUGUCAACUUACACUGUGAAUGAACUCUCCAUGAUGAAAUACUACUAUGAAUGCGUGUUGUUUGUGGUGAGAAAACCAGAAUAGCAGUGGUCUGAAUAGGUUAAUGAGAAAAAAAAAAGUUGGCUUGAAAGCUAGUAAUGAGGGUAAAAUGGUCUGGGUGAUGUAUGAACACAACCUCAAAUAGUGGUGCCUUCUUAUUCCUAAGAGGAUAUAGAUAGUGUCUAUUUUCUUAAUAUCUUUAUUGCUAUUCAGACAUACACUAUGCCAUGCAUAUUUGUAAUAUACUUGUGAAAGUGGAGGAUAUAAUGUUCACAUACACUGUCAUUGUGCUUUGGAGUGCAUUAAAAAUAACAGCAAAAAUGUUUUUCUUGAGAACAAAAUGAAAUGUUCACCAUAAGUAGGCUAAUUCUCUGCAUAUGCUGCUUGAUUUUUCAUAGAUUUAUAGUGAUUUUUUUCUAUUAUCUGACGUAGGAAUGCAUGGAGGUGCUUACUGUAGUAGCUGUUUUAUGUUUAGAGAAGUAUUUUUAAAUGUAUACUUAAAUUAUGAAGUCUGAAAUGGUUGGAAAGUGGUAAAAUUAUUCUUGGCAGAUAAAAUAGCGAUCAGAAGUGGUAGAGCAUUUUUUGUGGAGCUGAAAUGAAGUAGAUUAUUGUAUAAAUGCUAAUCUUUGUACCACUGUUAACAGUUUAAUUAAAACAUAGAGCCUGUGGGCAAUUUGAAAUACUAUGUGAAAGAAUACUGAAUGAAGAAAAAGCAGAGUGUCACAGAGAAAAGCAGUAUGAUAACCUCAGUUGAGGAAUACUACCAAUUUUGAUUGAGCAUUUUGUUGAAACUGAAAUGUGUUAGAUGAUUUGCCGUCUUACAAUACAUUGAUUUUGAGUCAUCUUCUGACUGCUUAAGCCAAAAUUUCCAAAGUUGAUAAACAUAGCUGAAUUAUCCAUGCCAUGUGUAGGUAGUACAACAUAAAAACACCUGUCAGGGCAGUGAAAUUACAUGUAAAUGUGUCCUAUAACCUAAUCACCUCUGCAUGAGUCAGGAUAUGCAGGCCAAUUGGUAGGCAAUUUCCUUGUAACUUCAGACACUUUAUCCUUGUGACUUCUUGGUUCCUUCCUUAUACUAAUGUGUUUUUUUCCUAGCCGAUGUGGCUUAGGUGAAUAUUUAAUUUACAAGUCAUGAUAUUAUGACAAGAUGCUGAAUCUCCUGUCAGUUGGAAGUUACGUACAUGAAAACAACAUUAAUUAAUAAUCACUGUUCUGGGUGGAGUUGUCAUGUUAAGUAUUUUGUUUUCUUAAUAUAUUGAUUACCUUAAGUAUCGUUUUCACACAUUUUCAAAAUCAUCUUUAAAAUAUAAAACCAUUGAGGGCUCAAGUUUUUAUCAUAUUUGGCCUUAAUGACACUGGUCAAUAUCUUGUUUAUUUCCAUUAUUUUUAGUCCUGUCUUUCAUGGUGGUGUCCUAAUCACCUGCGUUUAAUAGAUUUGUUACUGGCUUUUUGAUUUUUCCAAUUAAGGCCAGAAAUUUGUGCCUUUAUUCCUAAAUUGAAAAUCUGCAAGGAUGAAAAACACCACCUUUUUUUUUUUGGUUUCAACACUGCAGAGGAAAGCGUGCGCCUGUAUAUGUUUCAGUACUUUGCCACUUUCAGCUCAGAAUUCUUAUUGAAAUAGAGGUUUCUGGUCAACAGCAGUUUUAAAGUACACCAUGGCUUAAACUAAUCUUAUUUGGACUCUUCUUUCUGAAAGUGCACCACUAUGAUUCAGUUCCAUAAAUGAGGUGUCAAAGGUCUACCCUGCUCCAAGAGAGAAGUGUUUAAAGGAGAAACACUGGUAUAUCAACAUAAAAUUAAAAAUAAAAACCCUUGCACAUCUAAAAAUAAAAAAGCCACUUUCUUUAAUUUCUGUAUUAUACCAUUUAUUUUAAUUUUUGAGGGAAUUUGUGAUUCUUUGCUUCAAAUCUGGUUUUUUCCUAUUAGAAUAUGAUUAGCAUUUUACCUAAUUUUCAAGCUCCUUGUAAUCGGACAUAGCUUAAGUGAAUGUCAGUUGUGCUGUUGCUGAGUAGUAUAUCUGUCUGGAAUGUUACCCAGUUUCUGCCUCCUAUCCCAUCUGUAACUUGGAAUGUGGUGUUCCUGCUUUUCACAAAUAGGCAAUGGGACUCUUUCUGGUUGAGUGUCAUUAUCCUUUGUUCUGGUAGUUUUGUUCCUUGCCACCCCAUGUUGUCACAGGUGCCAUUUUUAUGUGUUUUCUGAAAAUGUUUUUAUUUGCUUAUAUCAGGUAUAAUAUGGUGGUGUGCUUUUAUUUCUGAUCUCGAAAAUGCUGUUUUCCCCGCACAAUAUUAUUUUAAAUCUCAACAGUGACAUUAAGAGUUGGAAGUAAAAUAAUCUUGUGAAUGAGCUGUUUUAGUAGUUUUUUUACCUACCUAUUUAUGAUUUCCUAGAAUUCACCACUGUACUGCUAUGGGGAUCGUUGUGUAUUAUAGAAUGUGAUCACUGUUUUAUUGAGUUGUAUAUGCGGGGGAGAAUGCUCAAGGUGUUCAUCAGAUGAGACUGUUUAUGUUUGGUCAUUAUUAAACUGUACACGGUGACAGAUGUAAAACAAAAUGCUGCAUAAUCUUAAGUGUAAAGCUUUUUUAUAUAGAGUUUGACAAAUGUAAAAUGGCCUGGGGUUUUUGUUUGGUUUUUAUGUGUUACGUUCUGGAAUCGGUUGCAAAGAUAAGGAUGGGAAGUUUCACAUCUCUGCGUCCACUUCCCAGUAUUUUACAAUGUGUGUAAUGGACCUGGGCUUUUUUUGGCUAUUAAAGCUUGCGGCAUGGCUCGA